Molecule: messenger RNA, 930 nt
Organism: Budorcas taxicolor (takin)
Lineage: Eukaryota; Metazoa; Chordata; Mammalia; Artiodactyla; Bovidae
Product: olfactory receptor 5W2-like
Exons: 1
Coding region: 1-930 (309 amino acids)
Biological process (GO): G protein-coupled receptor signaling pathway; sensory perception of smell
Cellular component (GO): membrane
Molecular function (GO): olfactory receptor activity; G protein-coupled receptor activity; odorant binding
Source: RefSeq, a predicted model, not a curated record
AUGGAAGGAGAGAAUUGCUCCUCCUUGACUGAAUUCAUUUUCUUGGAAAUUACUGAUAACACUGAGAACAAAGUGAUCCUAUUUACAAUGUUUCUCCUUGUUUAUCUCAUCAAUCUUCUGGCAAAUCUGGGAAUGAUCACCCUGAUUAGGAUGGAUCCCCAGCUGCACACACCCAUGUACUUUUUCCUCAGCCACCUCUCCUUCUGUGACCUCUGCUAUUCCACAGCCAUUGGCCCUAAGAUGCUGGUGGACCUAUUUGCCAAGGACAAGUCAAUCUCUUUCUGUGGCUGCGCUCUGCAAUUCUUGGUCUUCUGUAUCUUUGCCGAUUCUGAGUGUCUCCUGCUGGCAGUGAUGGCCUAUGACCGGUACAAGGCCAUCAGCAGCCCCUUGCUAUACGCAGUCAGCAUGUCCAGCAGGGUGCGCUCCCUGCUCGUGGCUGGGGUUUACCUGGUGGCAAUGGCAGAUGCUCUGAUACACACGACAUUAGCAUUCCGUUUAUGUUUCUGUGGGUCAAAUGUGAUUAACCAUUUCUUCUGUGAUUUACCUCCACUUUUCCUCCUUUCCUGCUCUGAUAUACAGGUCAAUGAGUUGGUGGUGUUUAUUGUUUUCGGUUUCAUUGAGCUGAGUACAAUUUCAGGAGUCCUUGUCUCUUACUGUUAUAUCAUCCUUUCAGUCUUGAAAAUCCACUCUGUUGAGGGGAGGUUCAAAGCUUUCUCCACCUGCAUCUCCCAUCUAACUGCUGUGGCCAUUUUCCAGGGAACCCUGCUCUUCAUGUAUUUCAGGCCGAGUUCAUCCUACUCUCUAGAUCAAGACAAAAUGGCCUCAUUGUUUUACACCCUUGUGAUUCCCAUGUUAAACCCUCUGAUUUACAGCCUAAGGAACAAGGAUGUAAAACAGGUCCUGGAAAAAUUGAAACAUAAAUGGUUUUAG